AUGCCGGCGCUCGUUCAAUCGGUGGAUGGGAGGAGGGAGAUGGUGUGCGUUGAUGGGGGCAUGGUGGCUAAUAACCCUACUGUAGCAGCGUUCCUUCACAUAGUCGCCAACCCAUCCACCUUCAAACCUCCCGGAGAAAACAACGAGAACGGUGCAAGCAACGGUGCGAGCAACAGUGCGAGCAUCAAGGGAAGCAACAACACAAGCAAUGCCGCAAGCAACGGUGCAGGCAGUACCGACGUUGGUGAAACGAGAGGUGGGGGGAUCAAUGCAUCAUCGGCAGCACCUGGUGCUGCAGCUCAUGCGUCGUCGUCUGCACCUGUUGCUGCUGCAGAUAGCCUUUCACAGGCAGCGGCAGGGCGUGGAGAAAUCUCACCUUCAGCAGCAAUGGCUGGUGCUGCAUCUGCUGAUGCGAGCUGCUUGUUAGCUGGAGACAUGGAGGAGGGAGCAGAGGUGGGGGCAAGCCCGCUGCUUAAUACUGCUUUGGAGGGGAUUACAGAGGGGAAGGAAGCAGCAGUGGAGGGGGGGGGAGGGAAAGCAGGAGCAGAGAGAGUGGGAGGGGAAGGAGGAGCAGGGAGCAGGGGAGGGGCGGGGGGAAGGCGAGGAGGGGGGAAAGAAGGAGGAGGAGGAGGAGCGGAAGGAGGGGAGGGAGGACUCGCGGAGAGUAGGAGAGGGGAAGGAGGGGAAGGAGGGGAAGGAGGAGCAAGAAUCGGGGGAGGGGUUGCAGUGGGCAGCAGUGAGGUGUGUGAGGAGCCUCUACCUCGACCCCGGUUGACAUUCCGAGAUGUGGUGGUGCUGUCGCUGGGAGCAGGCGAGCACAUGCGGCGAUACUCCGUUGACGACGUCAAGAAGUGGGGCCUCAUUGGAUGGGCGGAGCCAAUGGUGGAUGUGAUGGUGUGGGGUGGAGGCAACAUGGUGCAUGCUCAGAUGUGCCUCCUUGCCCUGGCGGAUGGUGCAAUAGACAACUACACACGCAUUGAGGUGCAAUCCCUGCCGUCCAUCUCAACCAGGAUGGACAACGCAUCACGGAGGAACAUCCAGCUGCUGCAGCGAGUGGCAGAGGACGCUCUUAAAGCCCACGGCAACGUCAUCCCCUCACUAGCGGGGGAGGUCUGCCAGCUGGCGCGCACCAAUGAGGAGCGGCUCGCUGCGCUGGCGGAUAGGCUGGUGGCGGAGUACAGCUUCGUAUCGUAUUUUUAUUUCCCCUCUCUCGCCAUCGUCACCCUCCUCUUCAUCGUCGGCCCCUCUCGUUCACCCCUCGACGUCCGUUUCUACCGCCGCUCAUCACGGUACUCCCUUCCAAUCACCCACAUCGCCGCCCUCGCGCUUGCCAUGACAUGCCCUCCCGUCGACCUACCUUUCUCCCAUCCCAUCACCCAUCUCGUCGCCCUUGCGCUCUCUCUGAAAUGCCCUUUCGCCGCUCAUGAUCCGUCCCUUCCCUUCUCGUCGCUCCGCUCUUUCCCCUCCCUUCCCGUCGCCCUCACUCUCUCCCCUCCCUUUUCGACGUUCUCGCUCUCGCCCUCCCUUCUUUUUGUUCUCGGUCUAUCCCCUCCCUACUCGUCGCUCUCGCUCUCUCCCCUCCCUUUCCGUCGAUCUCGCUCUCUCCCCUCCCUUGCAAUCGCCAUCUUACCUCCCCAAAUAGAUGUUCUCUUUCAAAAAAUAUUUCCCCCCCCUUCCCGUCGCCCUCGCUCGCUCCUCUUCCUUCCCCUCUCCUUUGCGCGCUCCCCCGUACCUUCCCGUCGCCAUCGCUCUCUUCUCUCCCGCCCCAUGUCCUUCGUUCUCUUCCCUCCCUUCCCGUCGACAUCGCUCUCUCCUCUCCCGCCCCAUGUCCUUCGUUCUCUUCCCUCCCUUCCCGUCGCCAUCGCUCUCUUCUCUCCCGCCCCUUGUCCUUCGUUCUCUUCCCUCCCUUCCCGUCGCAAUCGCUCUCUCCUCUCCCGCCCCAUGUCCUUCGUUCUCUUCCCUCCCUUCCCGUCGCAAUCGCUCUCUCCUCUCCCGCCCCAUGUCCUUCGUUCUCUUCCCUCCCUUCCCGUCGCAAUCGCUCUCUCCUCUCCCGCCCCAUGUCCUUCGUUCUCUUCCCUCCCUUCCCGUCGCCAUCGCUCUCUUCUCUCCCGCCCCAUGUCCUUUGUUCUCUUCCCUCCCUUCCCGUCGCCAUCGCUCUCUCCUCUCCCGCCCCAUUUCCUUCGCGCUCUCCCCUCCCUUCCCGUUGCUGUCGCUCUCUCGUCCCCCACCCAAUCUCCCCUCCCAUCGGCCAAUCCGUCACACUCGCGCUCGCUCUGA
This is a messenger RNA of Closterium sp. Yama58-4, 2277 nucleotides long. The record is from the annotation of a GenBank genome assembly. NCBI's taxonomy places the organism in Eukaryota, Viridiplantae, Streptophyta, Zygnematophyceae, Desmidiales, Closteriaceae.